AAUUUUGAGACGGUGUAACAGUCAGUUUUCGAUCCAAAAUGAAUUGCUAUGAAAAUAAGACUGCGGAUAACAGUCCUGUGCUAGAAAAACCUGCGAAAAAAGGUAGUCUCUAUGGCGGGCUUAAAUUUAUGUGUCUAUGGUUAGUUUCUUCUCUAAUUACAACUGCGUAUACCAACACAAGUACUAGAAUAUCAGCAUUAUGGCUGAUUUUUAACACAAGCGAUACGUUUUUGAUGCUAUUAUCCACUAUGCUGUUGGGGUACGGUUUGAACACUGAGAAUCCAUAUGUGGUACUUCCAUGGAUCGCUGUAUCUGGUUGGAAUAUGUAUCAUUUAGAACUGAACGGGUUUUUAAACUUCUACAAUAUCUUUACUAAAGCAAAAUAUGCUUCGAGACUGGGAUCGCUAACAUGUGGAAUCAUGUUUUUAACAAUAGUUACAAAAGCCGUGCUAAUUAUAAGAGUGGCCAGCUUAGGAGCGAAGAUGUGGUAUCAAAACAAAUUGCAACAAGAUACAUUAAAGAAGAACAACUAACACUAAUCCGAAGAUGCUUUUAUACCAAAUUUAUUACAGUAAUAUUACAAAUAUUCAGAUAAUAAAAAAAUAAAUAACACCA
This is a messenger RNA of Photinus pyralis (common eastern firefly), 615 nucleotides long. RefSeq lists its product as uncharacterized. The transcript has 4 exons. NCBI's taxonomy places the organism in Eukaryota, Metazoa, Arthropoda, Insecta, Coleoptera, Lampyridae. The coding region runs from base 39 to 533 and encodes 164 amino acids. The record is from RefSeq and is a predicted model, not a curated record.